This is a messenger RNA of Monoraphidium neglectum, 1122 nucleotides long. RefSeq lists its product as hypothetical. Bases 1 to 1122 code for a protein of 373 amino acids. The transcript has a single exon. Gene Ontology annotation, biological process: methylation. Gene Ontology annotation, molecular function: methyltransferase activity; nucleic acid binding. Lineage: Eukaryota; Viridiplantae; Chlorophyta; Chlorophyceae; Sphaeropleales; Selenastraceae. The record is from RefSeq and is a predicted model, not a curated record.
AUGAAGGUCGGAACAGACUCGAUGCUACUGGGCUCGUGGGCGCCGCCGCCGCGGCGAGCGCCCGGCCCGGCGGCCGCCGCACCGCCUCCGCAGCGCCGCCCCGUCGGCGGCUGCAGCGACGAGGAGGGCGGCGGCGGCGGCGGCGGCGGCCGCCGCGCGUCGCCUCCGCUGCGCGUGCUCGAUAUCGGGACCGGCACCGGCGUGCUUGCCCUCAUGAUGGCCCAGAAGUCGGAGCCCGGGACCCUGGUGGAUGCGAUCGACUCUGAUGAGCUGGCGGCCGCCCAGGCGGCGCUCAACGCGGCGGCCAGCCCGUGGGCGGCGGCGGUGCGGGUGCGGCACGCCAGCCUGCAGGAGUGGGCGGCGGCGGCGGCUGCGGCGGCGGGGCCGGGGGCGGCGGGGGCGGCUUCGGGUUGUGCAGGCAUCGGCGGAGGCGUGGGCGCAGUCCGCGGCCUGGCGGGGCCGGUUGUGGGGAGCGGCUUGCUGCUGCAGCACGAGCAUCAUCAACAGCAGCAGCAGCAGCAGGAACACAAGCACCAGCAGCAGCAGCAGCAGCAGCAGCAGAACGGCGGCCUCCUACAGUAUGACGCCAUCAUCACCAACCCGCCCUUCUUCCAGCGCAGCAGCAAGCCGGAGACCUGCGGCCGCCGCGCCGCAGCCCGCCAUGCAGAUGCCGACUCGGGCCUCCCCUUCCCAGACCUUGCCGCCGGCGCCGCCGCUCUGCUGCGGCCGGGUGGCGAGCUCUCCGCCGUGCUGCCGCCGCCCGAGGCGGCGGAGUUUGUGGCAGCUGCGGGGGCGCGCGGCCUCGCGCUGUGCGCGCUGACGCGGGUGUUUUCGCGGGCUGGGAACGCGCGCCCCAAGCGGCUGCUGCUGCAUUUGGUCAAGGCGGGGGGCGGGGACAGCGAGGCCGAGGCGCGGGGCGGCGACGGCGCCGGGCUGGGUCUCGUCGCUGAGCUGGCGAGUGCGGGGCUGUCGCGGCGGCACGAGCUGAUCCGCGCGCUGGAGGCGGCGGGCGGGCGGCUCGACAUGCGCGGGGCGGCCAAGGGCGGGAGCGACGACGCGUUCACGGCUGAGUAUGUGCAGCUGACUGCGGACUACCACCACCCGGACUUUUUCAGGCCUUGA